Messenger RNA from Lolium perenne, 1404 nucleotides. Its product is annotated as thioredoxin reductase NTRA. Gene Ontology annotation, biological process: removal of superoxide radicals. Gene Ontology annotation, molecular function: thioredoxin-disulfide reductase (NADPH) activity. Gene Ontology annotation, cellular component: cytoplasm. The record is from RefSeq and is a predicted model, not a curated record. Lineage: Eukaryota; Viridiplantae; Streptophyta; Magnoliopsida; Poales; Poaceae.
UCGGCCCGUUGCAGUUGCAGCCACCACUUGACUAACGCAGCCCGGCCCGCAGCCCGCGCCACCAAAACCCACCCAAAUCCUCGGCCGCCGCCGCCGUCGCCGCUUCAGCCGGCCUUGAUGCGCCUCUGCUCCAAGCUCGCCGCGCUGCUCCGGAGGUCCCGCCCCUUCGCCGCCACCGCCGCCGCCGCCUCCGCGUCCGUCACCACCGCUGCCGCCGCCAACGGGAUGGAGGAGGCCGCGGCUGCCGCGGGCCCGCUGCGCACGCGCGUCUGCAUCAUCGGCAGCGGGCCGGCCGCGCACACGGCGGCCGUCUACGCGGCGCGCGCCGAGCUCAGGCCCGUGCUCUUCGAGGGCUGGCUCGCCAACGACAUCGCCGCGGGCGGGCAGCUCACCACCACCACCGACGUCGAGAACUUCCCGGGCUUCCCCGACGGCAUCCUCGGCAUCGACCUCAUGGACCGCUGCCGCGCCCAGUCCGUGCGCUUCGGGACCAAAAUCUUCUCCGAGACCGUCACCUCCGUCGACUUCUCCGCCCGCCCCUUCCGCGUCUCCUCCGACGACACCGUCGUCCACGCCGACUCCGUCGUCGUCGCCACGGGCGCCGUCGCGCGCCGCCUCCAUUUCGCCGGCUCCGACGCCUUCUGGAACCGCGGGAUCUCCGCCUGCGCCGUCUGCGACGGCGCCGCGCCCAUCUUCCGGAACAAGCCCAUCGCCGUCGUCGGUGGCGGGGACUCCGCCAUGGAGGAGGCCAACUUCCUCACUAAGUACGGCUCGCGCGUCUACAUCAUCCACCGCCGCGACGCCUUCCGCGCCUCCAAGAUCAUGCAGGCCCGCGCUCUCUCCAACCCCAAAAUCCAGGUCGUCUGGGACUCCGAGGUCGUCCAGGCCUACGGCGGCUCCGACGGUGGCCCCUUGGCCGGCGUCAAGGUGAAGAACCUGGUGAGCGGCGAGGUGUCCGACUUCCAGGUGGCAGGGCUCUUCUUCGCCAUCGGGCAUGAGCCAGCGACCAAGUUUCUCGGUGGACAGCUCGAGCUCGACUCCGAGGGUUACGUGGCCACCAAGCCAGGCUCAACGCACACCAGUGUCAAGGGGGUCUUCGCUGCCGGGGACGUUCAGGAUAAGAAGUACCGCCAGGCCAUUACUGCUGCUGGAUCAGGCUGUAUGGCUGCUCUGGAUGCGGAGCACUACCUGCAGGAGGUUGGAGCACAGGAGGGGAAGACUGAUUGACUAUAUCUGGUGGCGCCAAAAUCUGCACUGUAAGGCACAUGCGGUGAAUCAUGGCAGCUCCACAAAAGAGCAGACUGUUAUUGAUUCGAGUCCACAAAUAUAUGAUACGCUGUUGGCAAUUGGUUCUUUUUGACGCACAAGAAGUUGUGCUGAUGAAUGACAAUACGAAUUUCUGAA